AUGACUACCCGCAAAGGUCGUCGACAAAACAACCAGAAUCCCGUCAAUCUCACCGACUAUGAAUCAGACGUAGCAUAUCACUCCGACAUGCCCCAACAACCCGCGCCAGCUCUGCGCUCGAACGAGGAGCUCAACCUCUCUGUCAUCCGCCGCCACAAGCCCUCCGUGACCAACAUCCUCUCCCUCGCACACUACGCCGUCAUCUACAUCUUCAGUCCAACCUCGAACCAGUGGGAAAAGAGCGGGGUGGAAGGAAGUCUUUUUGUUUGCCAGGAAUCGCUGGGAGAUCUUGGCGAACAUCGCUACACUGCCUUUGUGCUCAACCGUCGCGGACUGAACAACUUCGACCUUCCGCUAACCGACGGCGAGAAUGUCGAGGUAACGGACGACUAUGUCAUCAUCAAGGCGGAUGAAUCCGCCGAAGGUGCAAGCGACACACCUGCCGUCCCCGGAAACCAAGCCAUCCCGCGCAUCUACGGCAUCUGGAUCUACUGCGAACCCCCACCCAACUCUAGUGCCGACAACCGCACCGUCAACGCGAAGAUGAUUGAGGAUUGCGCCGCCCACGCCGGGUAUAGUAUGCAAGUGGCGCGCGAACACCUUGAGGCUGUGCAGCAGAACAGUCUCCAUGCCGCGGCUGCGGCAGCCACUACCCAAGCAGCACCAUUGGAGGAGGUUCAGGCUAGUGAGCCCAUGGGCCGUCAGGUAUCUUUGAAAGAUUUGUUUGGCCAGCAGCGCGCCCAGGAUGAUGGCUGGACUGUGCGUGCGCACCAUCUACCCGCGCAACAUCCUCCACAGCCGCAGCACACCUAUGGGGGCAUGAUGCCCCAGCAUAUCCCCGUGCACCCGCCCCCACCACAACCGCAGGGCGAUGUGCUAGGAGACUUGUUCCGCAGAGCAGGGUUAGCUUACCAAGGUCCAGCGGGAUACUAG
Molecule: messenger RNA, 933 nt
Organism: Penicillium olsonii
Lineage: Eukaryota; Fungi; Ascomycota; Eurotiomycetes; Eurotiales; Aspergillaceae
Source: the annotation of a GenBank genome assembly